GUGAGUUUAAUUUUUAGCUUCUAAAUUUUUUCUUUUGCUAAUUAGGUCUUUUGAUUGUUGUGAUAAUUGUGUAUUUUCUUGUAGAUUAUUUUUGUGUUAAUUAAUUUAAUUUGUUAUCUAAUGUGAAUUAACUCUUAAUGUUUUACAUAGAAAAAUGUCUUCUUUAGCCUCCUCCUCAUCAUCGUGUUCACAACAACAGAGGAGCCUUCAAAGGGAAAGAGAAAGGUAUCAACGUGAAAGACAACAAGUGACCAUUAGUAGUGGAGUUGGUGGUUGUAGUGGUGUUGGUGUACCUGGUGAACCUUUUCAUACUGGACCUACUGGACAAUCGGCUGGUUCAUUGUUUGGUGAACCAAUAAAGAAACACCAAGACGAUGAGACAUCUAAACGUAUUAAAUCAACUUUAGGUGAUUUUGAUCAUGUUCAAAUGUAUUUAAGGUAUGAUCAUAAACCGUUGAUUGGUAUUUCUACACGGGAGAUAACCCGUAUAAAUGGGAACAAAGCGAAAAUCGAGCAAAUUUUUAGUGAAAUGAAACAAACAUUUCAACCUCUUGGUGCUUUAGAAGAUGGUGAAAGUGAGGCAAGUCAUGGGACUCGUGAAGAAGAGGAAGAUGAUGACCAAGACCAAGAAGAAGAGGAUGAAGAUGGUGAUGAAGAUAAAGAAGAUGACGAGGAAGAAGCAAAUGAAUCAGAUUCAUCGAGUUCAUCGGGUUCUUCCAGUUCUUCCAGCUCUGCUUCCAAUAGUACAUCGUCUUCCACCACUGAUGACGAUGAUGAUGAAGAAGAAGAUAAAGAUAAUAAUAAUAAUAUUAAUCUUAAUAAUAAUAAACCCAAUGAGGUUAAAACAAAUGAUUCCAGUGGUUCCGAAACAAAUAGAGUUAAUAAUAAGAAACGAAAAGAUUCCUCUGGUAGCUCAAGUUCCUCUUCAUCAUCUUCAUCUUCAUCCAGUUCAUCGAAAAAUUUACCUCGGUCAUCACCUCCCCAAAGUGAAGUAUCAACCUGGAAUUUGACCAAUUUUAUGGACAAAAAGACCACAGCGAGUACCACAAGUGUCUCAUCCUCCAAUUAUGUACAUAAAGAAUCUGUAAAAGUUACAAAUGAUAGCAUAAACGAUGUUAUUGACAAAGUGGCUCGCGGUGAGCUUGGCGAAGACUCAAUGGACCUUGGUAACAAUAAUAGGAAUCAUUAUAAGCAACAGCAACAUCAUCCACCUCCACCUACAGAUGAACCACCACCGACAAAAAGAAGGAAAAAAUCAAGUCAACUACCCCAACCUCACUCUCAGCAACAGCACCAUCCACCACCACCACCACCACCUCCUCCACCACCUCCUCCUCCUCCUCCGCCGCCACCACCACCAACAUCACAACCACAACCACCUCAACAACAACAACAACCAACACAUCAACAGUCUCAUCAUCAUUCUCAUCAACAACUUCAACAUAAACAACAAAUUCAACAACAUUACCAGGAAACAACCACCAGGCAACAAUUUAGUCAAGAAUCCAUUUACCAGCGAGAGAAAACAAAGAUUACUGAAAGAGCCAAAAAAGAGCUGAAUCGUAGUAAUAACCUGACGAAUAGUGACAAACAAGAAAAGUUAACUGCACCUAAGGCGCCGGAGAAGCUUUUAGUCUCUAUUUCAUUGGUUCUAUUGAAAAGGAUACCAGGACAGAAUAAAGAAUCAACUAGUAAUAACAUCAAUAUCAACAUAAAUAGUAAUAAUAAUAAUGUAAAAGAUAAUAAUAGUAGUAGUAACAGUUCAAAUAGUAGCAUCAAUAGUGGUAAUAACUUCACUAAUCAUGUCAAACACGAGCCAAAUAAUCAACCCAUGAAAAGUGAUAUUACCUCACCAGCCCAUAGGUCAUCUUUACCUCCACCUUCUAGGAAUAGAAGUUCACCUUCACCAGCCCUUCCACCACCACCUCCGUCGUCUAAUCAUUCAGAAAUCAACCUAAACUCAUCAACAACCUCAUCUUUAACCAACACCUCCAUCACAUCGACCUCUGGUUCAUCAUCAAUACCAUCUUUACCUUUCACACCUCCUUUACCAGCAUUAUGUAGCCGGACUACACCUGAUAAUUUGGCCGCUGAUGAUUACCUGAAAGCAGCUAAAAAAUUGAAACACGCUGCUGACCGUGAAACCGAUCGGACUGUACAAGCACGGAAGUACCUUGAAGCUGUACUUUAUUUCAUCUUAACUGGUAACGCCAUGGAACAGAGAAGCUGCAAUGAUUUGGAGAAAGUUUUUAUAAUGUAUAAAGAGACUCUUAGCCUGAUUCGUUACAUUUCCGGUAAAUUUGCCAAAUCUCGAACCUCUACCACCGAAGAGAUUUCAACAACCGAUCACAAGUUAACAGCUCUAAGUUUCCGUUGUCAGUCACUUUUAUGCCUAAAAUUGAGCCGUCUCAAGGAAAAAGAGAUUCGAUCCAAUUUUAAAAUAAUUCAGUCCACUAUUGAAUCAAAUAACAUUAACACCAAGGAUAAAAACUCAGUCACCAUACCAAGCCAACUGUUCAAUGCAAUGAAUCGUCAGAUCAGCUUAUUACAACAAUUAAACAAUGCUCACGAUCUUUGGCAACAAGCUGAUACUCUGGUUGACAAGAAUCCCUCAUGUGCUGCUUUUUUUGCCACCGUUGACGCCGAGUGUGGGUCCUUAAGCCUUAGCUCCUCAUUUGAUGAUCUCGUCCGAUAUGUUACAACUGGACUCAAGAUAUUAGAAUGAAAAGAACAAAAAAGAUAUACAAUUUAAUAUAUAUAUUGAUUUACACCAGAGCCAUAUAGUUAUAUACAUGCGAAAGAAGAUGAUUUAUUGAUGACACCAAGACCAAUUAAACUAUAAACCUUUAUUUUGGACUAAAACAACAACAACAACAACAACAACAAUCAACUAUCAACAACAUCAUCAGCAACGCAAGAAACAAACAAGCAACGUUCAUCCUGAAAAGAGAUCAAUUAAAUACUUUUACUUUUGAGUGGACGGGAGGUCAACUCGUGUGAUAUUUAAUCUACCCAAUCGUCCAUCGGAAAAGCAAAUCAAUGAGAAAACGAGAAGAAAAAGAUGUUAUAUUGUUGUUUAAUUUUUAAUUAAUCUGUGACACUUCUAAUUCACUUUGAUUAACAAAGUUAUUAAACAAAAACAAAAAGCAGUGCAACCAAAAAAAAAAGACACAUCGUCAAAAUUAAUGCAAAUCCGUCUCUGGUUUUUAAUUGUCGGAAUCAUAUUUCUUUUUCUGUAACGUGUUCAAAUCGUUUUAUCAAAUUGAAUCGAGAAAAAAACAAACAAAAUCCUGAUGAGAAAACGAUGGAAUUAUUUUUUCGUAAUCAACUUCAAUCACUAUUUAUAAAUUAUUUGGAUUAUUAAUUCUUCUGCCUCAUCUCUCUCUCUCUCUCUCUCGCUCUUUCUUUCCCUCUCCCUUCAUUUACUCACUUAAAUUGUUGUAACUAUUAAUAUCCGUCAAAGUUGAAGUGGAAAAAGCGAUUGAAUGGAGAAACGAAGAUCAUCAGGAGAAAUUGGAAUUGCCCUGAAGCCUUAAUUUCUUCAAAUGAAUGAAGAAGGAGGAAAAGCCUAAAUGGAGACGUAAACUGAUCUUAAAAUGAUGACAAUUUCUCUUCAUCUUGUUUCUCUCUCUCCCUCUCUUCCAAACACACAUCACUUCACAUUCAAAAAGCAAAAACAACAACAACUAAAGUACAAGCCUGAAAGGGAAUAUUCAGAAAACUCAACACGAUUAAUAUUCACUUCGAAUCGAUGUAUUGUUUUUAGACAUUUAAAUUGUAAAGUUAACAUUGAACGGAGCGAAAAUACCGUUAAUGUAUAUUUCUUACACCUUGGUGGUGAUGAUUAUUUCGGCUCAUGGUGGUUGAGGCCAAGGAUUUUUUUCCAGGUCGAGGUGGAAGGUCGACCUUUUUGUCUCGAUGUCACCAUUCUUACUUUUCGUCUUUCUUUUUCGAUUGCGAGAAAUGCAAAAAAAAGUGAUAUUACCCGAUAGAUUUGGUGUCGAUGGUCAGUCGAUGGUCCAUCUUAAUCCAGUUGAUAUUUAAUUUUAUUGGUUUUUAAACGAAAACAAAAAAGACAACAAAAGUGAGCUGAUUGAUUUUCGUGGGACAUGAUUGACAAUAUUGAUUGUUAAUAUUUCCAGAGGUUGUCGGUUAAUUGGAUGGUUAAUUUUCUGGUGAAUUAAGUUGAUUCAAAUGAGCAUCAAGUAACAAACAUUUGGCUAAUUUUUAUCAUCAUCAUCAUCAACUUUUCAUCAAUCCUUUUUUCAACUAGUCUUGACGUUUCUCUUUCUAUUUGUCUGUCUUCAUCAUCAUCAUCAUUAUCAUCCUUUUGUUUAACCAAAUUAUCUUCCUCAUUUAAAUUUGUUACAUUUGAUUCUGUUGUAAAUGAUAAUUGAUAAAUUGUCAUUAUCAUAAUCAAUGUUUUUUUGUUCACGUUCCUUGUGCCAAGUUAAUCAACAAUGUGGGAGCUUUAAAUUAAUCUCAUCAAUGAACAAUUAAUGAAGAUUAAUUUAAUCUUUAUGGUUUUACCUGUGUGUUUAUGUGUUGAUAUUUCAUCAGUAAUUGAUUUCUGCCAAUUCACUUACAUUUGUUUAACAACAAUCAAAGGAAAAGUAAUCAUAAUAAUCCUUAGAUCAUCAUCAACAUCAACAUCAUCAUUUGGAUUGUUGAUUCAUCAAAAUUUCUGAUAAACACAUUGAAUUAUCAUCACACAUACAAAUAGAUGAACAUGAGAAAUCCUUGAGAAGACAAGAGAUGAUGAAGAAGAAGAAUCAAUGGAAAAUGAUGACAAGGAAGAUAAUUGAUGUGCCCCUUUCGCUGAGUAAACAGAAUUGCAGUUCUCUUUCUCCCCCUCACUUAUCAUCAUCAUCAUCAUCAUCUUUCUCAUCCUAAUAUGAAAAGAAAAUCAUAAACGUAAUCAACACAAAAAUCAUUGAAACACCAUGAUAAUGAUAAAUUGUUACUCUUGUGAUGGUUUAACCACCAGUUCAGUUGAUUGUUACUUUACACACUGAGAAUCAAACAAAUUACAUUGAAAAUUUAGUUUCCUGUUACAAUCAACACUCCGAAUCAGAAAUUCAUAAAUUGGCAACAAUUAAACAGGAACCAUAACCACAGGGGAAACAAUUUAAAUCCAUCUUGUUGAAAAUCUUGACACCUUCAAACUCACCUUAACAUCAAUCACUUAUUGUCUUUACACUUUCACCUUAAUUUCCUCUCUCUCUCUCUCUCUCUCUCUCUCUCUCUCUCUCUCUCUCUCUCUGCAUCUUCCAUCUCUUGACCACCUUCUGUCCACUCUUCUUCCAUCUCCUUCACUGUCAUCCUAAACUGACCGAUACUUUGGUGUAUCGAUCAUGAUUUUUUUGUUACUUUUAAGUUGAAAAAACAAACAAGUGUUAUCUUGAUAUCUUUUAAAAUCAGAUCUUUAUGAUAAAAACGCAAAAAAAUAUCAAUCAAUUGACAUUGAACAUAAUUAACACAGAGAAUUACAAUUUAUGUGUAAAAAAAAUGCAAAUCAAUACAAAUGGACAAACAUAAUAUAACAACAAUCAACAAAUCACCUUCAGAUUUAGAUAUUAUAUAUUAUAUAUUAUAAAUGUGUAAAAAAAAUCGAUAAGUUGACAAACUUAGAUUAUUUUUGGUUAAUUGUUUGGACAAUUAAGCAAAUUUAUCACUGAUCAACUUUACUCUUACGUUUAUCCUGGACAAUAUCUCCACCAUGAUCCCCACCAAUCAAUCCUAAUCUUAAUCCUCUUCCAAUCCAAUUGUUUUGUUCAUUCACAUAAAUGUUUGUAAAUAUGAUUUAUAAUUGAAAUUAAUCAUAACCUAAUAUAAAAUUUAAAUUUCUACCUUAA
Panonychus citri (citrus red mite) is the source of this 5855-nucleotide messenger RNA. Its product is annotated as AF4/FMR2 family member 4-like. Lineage: Eukaryota; Metazoa; Arthropoda; Arachnida; Trombidiformes; Tetranychidae. Gene Ontology annotation, cellular component: nucleus; super elongation complex. The record is from RefSeq and is a predicted model, not a curated record. The coding region runs from base 155 to 2725 and encodes 856 amino acids. The transcript is spliced from 2 exons. Gene Ontology annotation, biological process: regulation of gene expression.